Cololabis saira (Pacific saury) is the source of this 2506-nucleotide messenger RNA. RefSeq names its product zinc finger protein ZFP2-like. The coding region runs from base 1 to 1890 and encodes 629 amino acids. The record is from RefSeq and is a predicted model, not a curated record. The transcript is spliced from 3 exons. Lineage: Eukaryota; Metazoa; Chordata; Actinopteri; Beloniformes; Belonidae.
AUGAAGAUCCACACUGGCGAAAGGCCGUACCUGUGCAACACCUGCGACAAAACCUUUACUACAUUAUCAAAUCUUAAACGGCACAUAACCACGCACACGGGCGAGAAGCCCUACAUCUGCAAAACAUGUGGAAAAAGUUACAGGCAACGUUCCCACCUGGUGGGUCACUCGAGGACCCACACCGGCGAAAAGCCGUACCUGUGCAACACCUGCGGAAAAUCGUUUGGACACGCAUCACUUCUUAAAAAUCACAUAUACACGCACACGGGCGAGAAGCCCUACAUCUGCAAAACAUGUGGAAAAAGUUACAGGCUACGUUCCACCCUGGUGGCUCACUCGAGGACCCACACCGGCGAAAGGCCGUACCUGUGCAACACCUGCAGCAAAACCUUUACUCAAUCAUCAGCUCUUAAACAGCACAUAACCACGCACACGGACGAGAAGCGAUAUUUGUGCAAGACGUGCAGCAAAGGUUUUAGCCGCAGAAUUGAUUUGCUGAGUCACAUGAAAAAUCACCCGGAGGAGAAGUCUACCAACUGGCAACCGCAGCCUGACAUAGGAGGGCCCCUGCCGCUCCCGGCUUCACUGCCGGCUCGCGGCCGGGCGGUCACGUCGAAUGUGCCCUGCCAGGUUGUCAGCUACUGGGGGUCUGAGGCGUCUCCAUCCCGGCAAGGGCGUAGAGCGCCGGUGCGGCUGGCGCCACAAGAAAAUGUUUGUAAGGUGGAGGAGGACAGGGUUUUCAGUGACCAGCACCUGGAUAACCUGGAGAGGAGCUGCAGCCCGGACCAGGAGGAACCAGGGCAUCCACAGACUACAGAACUGGAGGAAGACUCCAGCGGUCAGGAGAUGAAGCAUGAGGACGUAGAGGUGGAUGUCUCAUUGGUCAAUGUUGCUGAUGUGAAAGUUGAAAAUGGUGAACCAGGACCAAACUGUGACCAGCUGCUGUUGCACACUUCUCCUGAAGCUCAAAACAAAGAUGAGGAAGGGACUGAAAGUUUACGCUCAGACUCCAGUAAAACUGCAGAUCCGCAGCCAAUGAGACGACACGGUGACCACGAAGAUGCUGCUGUCCCGUCAGACAGGAACUGUAAAUCAAAGCUGACCAGGACCCACACGGGGAAGAAGGUAUUUUCUUGCAGCACUUGCAGGAAAGAGUUCAGUAAAAGUUGUAUUUUAAUAGCUCACAUGAAGAUCCACACUGGCGAAAGGCCGUACCUGUGCAACACCUGCGGCAAAUCGUUUAGAAAAUCAUCACAUCUUAAAAGCCACAUAACCACGCACACAGGCGAGAAGCCUUACAUCUGCAAAACAUGUGGAAAAAGUUACAGGCAAAAUUCCGACCUGGUGAUUCACUCGAGGAUCCACACGAGCGAGAAGCCCUACAUCUGUAAAACAUGUGGAAAAAGUUACACACAACGUUCUAACCUGGUGAUUCACUCGAGGAUCCACACCGGCGAAAGGCCGUACCUGUGCAACACCUGCAACAAAACCUUUACUAGAUUAUCAGAUCUUAAAAGCCACAUAUACACGCACACAGGCGAGAGGCCCUACAUCUGCAAAACAUGUGGAAAGAGUUACACGCGAAGUUCCCACCUGGUGAUUCACUCGAGGAUCCACACGAGCGAGAAGCCCUACAUCUGUAAAACAUGUGGAAAAAGUUACACACAACGUUCUAACCUGGUGAUUCACUCGAGGACCCACACCGGCGAAAGACCGUACCUGUGCAACACCUGCGGAAAAACCUUUACUCAAUUGUCAAAUCUUAAAAGCCACAUAACCACGCACACGAGCGAGAAAACAAUAUUAGUGCAAGACGUGCAACAAAGGUUUUGGCCGCAGAAUGGAUUUGCUGAGUCACAUGAAAAAUCACCCGGAGUAGAAGUCUGGUGACUCGUGACAAAUGAAGCUCAUGUUGUCGUCCUCCGGGGGCAGCUGUCCACUCCUGUCUGACCCACAGAAGAAGAACCCGCAGAAGUCCAACCACCCCCUCCUGUGGCCGAUGAGCCUAAUCCCCUCCCACAAGGGUUGCAGGUUCAACCCGGAUUUAUGCUUCUCCGUCAACUUGACGCAGAGGGAACGAUGUGGUUGUUUACUUUCUUUUAAAGUUCUGCAUUGAGUUUUUUUAAUCCCUGUUCCUUCUUAAAAUCGUUAUUUGUUGCUGUUGGUAACUUGCUGUCUCCACGGUUUAAUAAAGAGCUGUUAGCGUUUGCUGAAGUUUCUUUAAACGUGACAGUUUAUUUCGUUCAUCUACAAAGCCUCUCUCACACGUUCUUUUUCCUGUCUGUUUCUUCUUCACUCACAUUGUCUUUGUGAAGUUAAUCUGCAGGUCCAUGUUGUUAAACUCUCUCCAUCUACUCCGUUCAGAGGUUAGUCCAAGUUUGAUAUACGUGUUCAGUUUUUAUAACGUUUCUCUGAAAAACAGGAAGAAACAAAAGAAGAAACACAACCAUCAACACGUCAGAAACAGAACAGCCAACCAUCUGUCACCAUUUUCUAAACUUUGAUG